Messenger RNA from Pocillopora verrucosa, 1392 nucleotides. Its product is annotated as ubiquitin-like protein 3. Gene Ontology annotation, molecular function: protein binding. NCBI's taxonomy places the organism in Eukaryota, Metazoa, Cnidaria, Anthozoa, Scleractinia, Pocilloporidae. The record is from RefSeq and is a predicted model, not a curated record.
UUUCGUGCUUUAGUGCCCACUAACAGAAUAGUGAGUUGUCGAGUCUGUAAGCGAUGUAAAUCACAACGAAAGUCCCUAUUUUGUUUUCCUUUUCUUGGGAAAGUCACAGAGAUCAGUUCCUUGGGAUUUUCGCCCCAUUCAGGUUCAGCUUUGGUGAAUAAUACCGCCACUCGUUGCCCAGGAUGGGUGACAGUGUUACUGCACGACAUAGAGCAAUACCGGAUGAUAAAAUAUGUUUGCGGUUGAUCCUGGUAUCUGGCAAGACACAUGAAUUUUUAUUUUCACCCAGUGAUACAGCAUAUUACAUAACACAACACGUCUAUGAAAACUGGCCUGAAGGUUGGAAAGACGAAGCGGUCAGUUCCCAUAAUAUUCUUAAACUUAUUUAUCAUGGACGGUUUUUACACGGAAAUGUGUCUUUAGGAGCACUUAGCCUUGAGCCCGGAAAGCGCAGCGUGAUGCACCUUGUUGCAAGAGAAAACUUACCUGAACCUGCCACACAAGGUCAAAGAAAUCGUGAGAAAACAAGUGAACAAAGCUGUUGUUGUACAAUUGUUUGACUUUUAGUUUUACUGUUUAGAUGCUGAAGAGGUGAUCUACUCCAUAUGUUCACUUCAAUAGACUUGCCAUUAAAAUUUUUUAGAGUGUAACUCGACCAUAAUUUAGAUAAUCAGUGUGUACAUGCAUGUAAUUAUAUUUGUGAUUUAAGAAAAAAACUCAAAACACUUUUAUGAGCAAUUUUCAAUAUAAUGUCAAAAGUCAUCUUGGAUUGUAUUAGGUCUGCCUCACUUUACUUUGUGACCAGCCUAAAAACUCUUGUUACUCUUUUAAAAAUCCUAAUUCAAAAUUAUAAAUAAUAGCCCCUUGAUUGCCUAAGUUUUCCUGUAUUUCUGGCUCAGUUGUUCAAAGGGCAGAUAACGUUAUUCAACAGAUAAAUUUCUUUCCAGUGAUUGAAUAUGUGUUGACAAAACACACCGCACAAUACACCAGGUACAGAUAUAUCCAGUGGAUAAGGUUAUCCACCUUUCCAACAAUGAAGGCCUGGUAGUCUGCUUCAAGUUCUCAUUGGCCACUUAUGAUUUUCUUAUUUGUCCCCAUCAGUCAUUGCAAUUUUGUAGCUUUGGCUUUUGGGACACUGGAUCAAAAAGUGCUCAACUAGUUAAUUUAAAUAGGUCAAAUGAGAGAAGUCAUCAAAGACAUGAGUAAUAGUUGUGUUAGUAAUGGAAGAUAUUUUCUUCCUUUUUUACCAUAAUUUAUUAUGAUCAAUGAUCACUCAUAAGCUAAGAAACAAUGGUUUUUUUUAGUAAAUAUUUUUUUUAAUUUCAUGUUCUGGUCAAUACAUUGCUCUAAUUGUCAUUUAAAGUAAACUCUUUAGAUUUUCACUUGUUAUAA